GUCUACGCGUGACGUCACCGACGGGCCCGGACAGGAAGAGGCUCUGGGGUGGCACGUGUGUAUGGCGGCGCGGCGGGCGGGUACAUGGCGGGCUCUGUGGGACUGGCGUUGUGCGGGCAGACGCUGGUGGUGCGGGGCGGCAGCCGAUUCCUGGCCACCUCCACUGCAAGCAGUGAUGAUGACAGCUUCUUCAUCUAUGACUGCAGUGCUGCAGAAAAGAAGUCACAAGAAAAUAAAGGGGAGGACGCGCCCUUGGUCCAGGGGAGCGGUGUGAUUCUGGCGUCCACCUUCUCCAAGUCUGGCAGCUAUUUUGCUUUAACUGAUGACAGUAAGCGUCUGAUUCUUUUCCGUACAAAACCAUGGCAAUGUCUGAGUGUCAGGACGGUGGCGAGGAGGUGUACGGCCCUGACCUUCACGGCCUCUGAGGAGAAGGUCUUGGUGGCCGACAAGUCUGGAGACGUGUACUCCUUUUCGGUGCUGGAGCCUCACGGAUGUGGCCAGCUAGAGCUGGGGCACCUGUCCAUGCUGUUAGAUGUGGCUGUGAGUCCUGAUGACCGCUUCAUCCUCACUGCAGACCGGGACGAGAAGAUCCGAGUCAGCUGGGCCGCCGCACCCCACAGCAUUGAGUCUUUCUGCUUGGGACACACAGAGUUUGUGAGCCGAAUCUCCGUGGUGCCCACUGAGCCCGGGCUGUUGCUGUCCUCCUCUGGGGAUGGCACACUGAGGCUCUGGGAGUACAGGAGCGGCCGCCAGCUACACUGCUGUCACCUGGCCAGUCUGCAGGAACCAGCGGACCCCCAGGCCCCCCAGAGGCUGGCCGCGUCCAGGAUUGCGUUCUGGUGCCAGGAGAACUGCGUGGCGCUCCUAUGCGACGGCACUCCUGUGGUCUACAUCUUCCGGCUGGAUGCUGGCAGACAGCAGCUGGUAUACAGGCAGCAGCUGGCGUUCCAGCACCAAGUGUGGGACGUGGCUUUCGAGGAGACCCAGGGACUGUGGGUGCUUCAGGACUGCCGGGAGGCCCCCCUGGUGCUCUGCAGACCUGUGGGCGGCCAGUGGCAGUCUGUUCUUGAGAGCGCUGUGUUAAAGAAAGUCUCCGGUGUUCUUCAUGGGAACUGGGCCAUGAUGGAAGGCUCUGCCAGUGGGGAUGCCAGCUUCAGCAGUCUCUACAAGGCCACCUUUGACAACAUGACCUCCUACCUGAGAAAGAAAGAGGAGAGGCUGCAGCAGCAGCUGGAGAAGAAGCGGCGCCGGAGUCCCCCGCCUGGGCCCAACGGGCACGCCAAGAAGAUGAGGCCAGGGGAGACGGCCUUGAGUUGCUGAGCGUGGCAGUCAGUGGGGCCUUUCACCUCGAGUCAGGAAAAGUGCUUUCACUUGUUCCCCUACAUCCUGGUGUCUCCCUUCAAGAAGAAAAAGGUGACAUCAGUUGCGAUCAGCUCACAGGAUGGGACUGUUCCCUGGGCUCCAGAAAGAACAUUCUGUGUCACCAGGCAGAGGCGCUUGCUUGGUGCCUGUGCCCCGUUUCUGGUUGAAGGGAAGCCAGACCGGUGGAGGGGAAGCUCUUGAAGCGCUUUGUUUUCAGGUCGGAGGCAGCGUGCUCGCCUGUGGUGGCGGCAGCUGUGCGUGGUUCUGCUGUUCUACCGCCAUUCGUACCUGGCGCGUCUUCCUCUAGGAACGUCCACGGGCUGGCAUUUCUGGCAAGUGGACGUUUUCAUGCCGUCUCGGCGUCCAGGUGAUGUGCUGCCCCUCGGUAGCUGCUUGCCACACAGGCUGUUGAAACAGCACGAACGUUCAGCCCGCCCCAGCCCCAACCAGACCCCUGUGCACAGGAGCUGCUUCUGGAGAGUAGCUCUCUCGUGGGAAGUGCAGAAAUGCAUUUUGGAGUUGCAGGGAGCUCUGUCAGGCAGCGCCGGCACAGAUGGUGAACUUCUUUCAGGAAUUGUGAGGACAGGGGCCCAGCUGGCACCCGGUUUGACAGGGAGGUGAUUGAGGACGUUGUUAUGAUUUGACUUGACCUUGGCACACGCUGCAGAGCCUCAGCGAUGCUGCUGAAUUUCAGUCACCAAUCAGCAGGGAUGAACCUUCACAACUUCCUAGAAAUGUUUAGCAGCAGCAGAAUACAGCCAGCAAAGCGUCUGGGUGCAUGCACUGUGUGAGUGAGGCGCUCACUGUGUGGUCUGGGAAGAGUCUUCUGGGAGCAUCAGGUCAUUCAUUCAGGCCGGCUCCUGCCUGCUCUCCAGUGCUGAAGUCUCCACCCAAGAACAGCUGUGCGUGCUGGUGAUGACUUUCACGUGGGGUGUCGCUGGGGACUUAAUCCUUUUGUGUAUCAAAAGCUGGAAUGCUUCCAAUUUUUCAUAAGUGCCUUGUUUUCCUUUUAACAUUGAUCUGGAAACAGUGCUGCCUGGAGAGCUGAGGCCCCCUCCUGUCUGCUGGGCAUCAGGGGUUUCAGAACGGAAGGGCCGUGCUGGGCCAUGUCCUCCUCUCGAGCAGCCUGACGUUCACGCUGCUGGGGCGUCCGGUGCAGGGAUGCCCUCCCGUUCAUAGUCUGCUUUGAAAGUCUUGGUUUUAGGAGAAGUUCAGGUUGGUGUCGCCAUAUCAUCACUUCAGAGAGGGGCUUGCAGACAGGCCCAUGUGCUGAAUCCCGCCCACGGCCUGAUACAUGGCCUGUGAAUGGUUUUUUACCUUUUAAAAAUGGUUGAAAACAAAUUAAAAAUAUAUUUCAUGACAUGAAAA
This is a messenger RNA of Cebus imitator (Panamanian white-faced capuchin), 2730 nucleotides long. It is a transcript of the gene WDR4, whose product is annotated as WD repeat domain 4. The transcript has 11 exons. Lineage: Eukaryota; Metazoa; Chordata; Mammalia; Primates; Cebidae. The record is from RefSeq and is a predicted model, not a curated record. Gene Ontology annotation, molecular function: protein binding; tRNA (guanine(46)-N7)-methyltransferase activity. Bases 85 to 1320 code for a protein of 411 amino acids. Gene Ontology annotation, biological process: RNA (guanine-N7)-methylation. Gene Ontology annotation, cellular component: nucleus; cytosol; tRNA methyltransferase complex.